Messenger RNA from Ophidiomyces ophidiicola, 744 nucleotides. RefSeq lists its product as uncharacterized. NCBI's taxonomy places the organism in Eukaryota, Fungi, Ascomycota, Eurotiomycetes, Onygenales, Onygenaceae. The record is from RefSeq and is a predicted model, not a curated record. The transcript has 4 exons. The coding region runs from base 1 to 744 and encodes 247 amino acids.
AUGGUGUUUUAUUUUACCUCGGAUGUUGUUGAUCCCCCGGCGUUCAUCUAUGUCGGAAAAGACAAGGAGGAAAGUUCGUCAACUCAAAAGUACCUACCUACUCCUAUUGCUGCCUUGAAACUGAUACAGUGGCUCUUCGUAGACGAGGAUUUGAUCAAGUAUGGACUAGAAAAUGACGUUUGGGUUCGUGAAAUGCGGCACGGCAAAACGCAAUUGUUCCAUGUCGAUAAUCUUUCGAGCGCGCACGUCUAUCUUCGACUAAAUGAGGGGCAAACCUGGGAAGACAUUCCUCCAAAGCUGCUUGAAGAUUGCGCCCAACUUACAAAGGCGAACUCCAUCGAAGGAAAUAAAAAGGAUAACGUUAGUAUAAUAUAUACACCAUGGUCGAACCUAUUGAAGUCGGCAUCAAUGGCAACUGGGCAGGUCUCGUUCCAUAGCACCAAGCAGACCAAGAAAAUAUUCGUUCCGGCUCGCCAAAACCCCAUAGUCAACAGGUUGAACAAAACUAAGGUCGAGAAGCACCCGGACCUGAAAGCUGAAAAGGAAGAACAUCUGGCUAAAAUCCGGAAAGAGCAGCGAAAAGUGAGGGAGGAAAAGCGCACGGCCGAGAAAAAAGAGCGAAAGGAACGGGAAGAAUUGAAAUGGCAAAAGGAACAUGCUUACGAUGACCUGAUGAGUGAGGAGAACGUAGUCCAGAGCAACAAUCAGGAUCGUGAUGAAAGCUACUUGGAUGAUUUCAUGUGA